AUGGAAGUGGAUGAACCUGGUUCUUCAAGUCGUCUGAGUGGAUCAUUAUCAAGAGCUAGAUUUGCUGGUCAAAGAAUAGCGUCUCAAUUCAAUUCCAAAAUCAUAACGCCAGUUCAAAGAAUAUUGGAUCCUGUUGCUGAAGGUUAUUCAUACGUAUCUAGGAAAUUUGAAGCUUAUUUAUCUAAAUUAGGGAACCCAUUGAUAUUGAAAAGAUUCGCAUAUGUUAUAUUCAUAUCGGCUAUCAUCUACUUCAUAACUAUUGCUGGUCUGUUUCCAACUGAUAACUCAAGACAGUUUGGUUCAUUUAGUGAUCGUGGAUUAUUGAACAAUUUCAUCAAAGAUUCGAUUGACUUGAAAUCUAUGGAGGAAAGUUUGGAGUAUCUUUCAUCAAUCCCACACCAUGCUGGUACUUCUGGAGAUUUAGUAUUGGCUAGAUAUGUUGAAUCAUUCUAUAGGGAACAGAAUCUAAAACUUGUUGAUUUUGAUGAAUUGAGAACUACAUUAAAUUUCCCAAAUAAAACAACACUAAGCUAUGGAGAUGUAACCAUUGACAUAACUGACCAAUUCAAUCCAUUAUCAAAAGAUGAAAAAGUCACUGGUAAUUUGAUUUAUGCUAACUAUGGUCGUAAACUUGAUUUUGAAAAGUUACAAAGUAAAAAAGUACACUUAGAAGAUUCAAUUGCUAUCAUAAAAUAUGGUAAAAUACCAACAAGUUCUCAAAUUCUAUUAGCUGAUACCUUUGGCUGUAAAGGUGUGUUGUUCAUUUCAGAAAAUGAUGAUUAUCCAGAUACCUAUGAAAGAAGAAGUGUUGGAAUUCCUGAAUUUUAUUUAGGUGAUCCAUUAUCUCCAGGAUGGUCAUCAAGUCAACUACCAAAUAGAAUUAGCAUGAAGGAUGCAAGCAUUGCAAAGAUACCUAGUGCUCCAUUGACAAGAAAUCAAGCCAAACCAUUAUUGGAAAGUUUAAAAUCUGGUGUGAAGUUUGAUGAUGAACAAUUUAGUGGUGAUGGUCAAACAUUUGAAGUCACUUUGGAUAACCAUGUUGUAUUUACAACAGACCAUGGUAUUUGGAAUGUUUUAGGAAAGAUUGAAGGUAAAGAACAAAGUGAUAAGGCGUUGAUCAUUGGUGCUCAAAGAGAUUCUCCUUGUAAUGGUGCAAUUUUCCCAAACACAGGUACUACGGUCUUGUUGGAGUUAGUUCAAGUUUUCAUGAAGCUAAAGAGAAACUUCAAUUGGACUCCUCUGAGAUCUAUUUAUUUCAUUUCAUUUGAUGCUUCAGAGUAUAAUUUUGCUGGUGUUUCAGAGUUGAUUGAAGGAAAGACUCGUGAAAUAAGAAAAGAAACAACUGCUUAUAUUGAUCUUAGUGAAGCUGUUGCUGGUGAUAAGUUGGACAUUGCACUAAAUCCAAUAUUCAAGACCUUAUUUUCUCAAUAUCAAGAAGAAUAUGGUUUUAAUUUACAUUCAUUACAAGAGUACAAGAAUUACGUUCCGUUCAUUACUGAAGGUGUUCCAGUUAUUGAUUUUGGUUAUAAAGGUUUAAAAUAUCCAAAAUACACAUGUCAAGAUACUUUUGAAGAGUUUAGAAAGAUUGGUGAUAAAGAUUUUUCAAAACAUGCUAAACUAGUUGAAUUGAUUUCUAAAGUUGCUUUGAAUAUUAUCGAAGAUCCAUUACUUCCAUUUGAUGUCACAGAAUAUGUCGAAGGAUUAAAUGAUAUUUUCAAAGAUUUACAAAGAUAUGCACAUGAUGUUGAUGCUGGUCAUAAAUUGAGGUUUGACCCAAUGAUUGAAGGAAUCUUGAAAUUCAAAAGAGUUGGAAAAGAAUUAGAACUGUGGAUCAAAGCUUGGAAAGAUAUCGUUGAGGAAGAUGGUGGUAAUGAACCAUCUCUGCUGGCUGUUCAUAGAUGGAACUGGAACUCAAAAUUGAACCAAAUCGAGAAAUUAUUUCUCGUGGAUUUGGGCUUGCCAAAACGGAGAUGGUAUAAGAAUUUGAUUUUUGGACCUCAAUUUUGGAAACCAGAAGAGGGUGACUAUGAAUGGUGGAGCUUCCCAAGUAUUAGAGAUGCUAUAUUCGAUCAUGACUGGAACUUGGCCCAGCAAGAGAUUGAUCGUGUGGGUAUGGCAUUAUCUGAAGGAGCUAACCAAUUCAUUCAAGGAUGA
Hansenula anomala is the source of this 2154-nucleotide messenger RNA. RefSeq lists its product as uncharacterized. NCBI's taxonomy places the organism in Eukaryota, Fungi, Ascomycota, Saccharomycetes, Phaffomycetales, Wickerhamomycetaceae. The coding region runs from base 1 to 2154 and encodes 717 amino acids. Gene Ontology annotation, molecular function: carboxypeptidase activity. The transcript has a single exon. The record is from RefSeq and is a predicted model, not a curated record.